Messenger RNA from Didymodactylos carnosus, 2247 nucleotides. NCBI's taxonomy places the organism in Eukaryota, Metazoa, Rotifera, Eurotatoria, Philodinida, Philodinidae. The record is from the annotation of a GenBank genome assembly.
AUGAUGGAUAUUGCUGUUGAGUUUAAUGAUCAAUGCAAAGAAAUUGAAUUUGAAGAAAAUGAUACUAAUAUUACAACUAAAAAUAAAAUUGUAGAUAGAUUUUUGGAUUCUUCGAAUCCAAAAUUACUUAUUGAUUUUAAUUUCUACUCAAUUUGGUGGUAUUAUAAAAAAGUAGGAAAAGAAAUAAAUUUAGAUGAAUUUAACUAUCAAAAAUACAAAGAACAAGUUCGACAAUUGUCUUUGAUUGAAAAUCCAACUGAACAACAGUUAAAUAUGUGCAUGUUAAAGGUGAAACCAUGCCGAAUUCAAGAUAAUCAAGAAUACGUAUUUUCUAAUGAGCCAGAAAAUGAAGUGGAAAGACCAGAGGAAAAUGUAGAGUCAACUAAUCAAGAUCAAAAUGCUCUCACUCCUCCAUCAUCAACAACAACAACAAUAACAGACGAAUCAACAACACCGAGAUCAAUUCUAUGUGGUUUACAAAAUAUGGGAAACACCUGUUUUUUGAAUGUAAUUUUACAAACAUUAGCCCAUACGACAGUCUUACAGGAUUGGAUUUUCCAAAACAACCAUGUUGACACAUGUCAACGUCCGAUUUGUUCUCUCUGUUUGAUCGAAGGUGCAUUGAAAAACAUGCACGCAAAAUCCGAAAUCAGUAAAGGGUUAUUGCAGCCAACUGUGCCAGUAUAUGCACCAAAUGUAUUUUACGAUAACUUGGAAUGUUUAUCAUCACAAUUCACAAAAAAUACUCAACACGAUUGUAAUGAACUUUUACUGAGUUUAUUUAAACAUGUCGAAAAAUCAUCCAUUUUAUCAGAAAUUUUUGGGUUUGAUACUCAACGUGUCACUUUCUGUGAAAAAUGUGACAAUUCAUCAUUUGCUUCUCGCGAGUGUCAAACAAUCCUUGAAUGCCCUAUGUCAGAAGCAGAGAGUGAACUAGGGGAUUGUUUAAACAACUACUGUGGAAAAGAAUUUCUCGCCGGUGAUAAUGCAUAUGAUUGUAAUACGUGUAAAGCUAAACAAAAUGGAGAAACGAAAAUAGAAAUCUGUUCGACACCACCUGUUUUGUUAAUUUCACUAAAACGAUUUAAAACAAAUAGUCGCGAAAAACUACAUUCUGCGGUCACAUACAAAGAAUCAUUUGAUCUUGACAAAUGGUUAAGUGAAGAAUGUUUGGCUCGUAGUACUAAAAAACAGAAAUUUUACCAUCUUUAUGCCGUCAUUAUUCAUUAUGGCAUCAAUAUAGAAAGCGGUCAUUAUAUUUGUUACGUCAAAAAUGAAUUUAGUAAUGUAUGGUAUGAAGUAAAUGAUGAAUCGUUGCAAAAAGUUUAUUCGUUGCCGUCUGUGUUCGACAAGACAAAAUCAGUUUAUCUAUUGUGUUACGUACGAUCCGAUCUCAGUAAACCGAUAAUAACUAGAAACGUAAAAGAAACGGAUAUAUCAACUGAGCUGAUUGGCGGACGGAUGGCAGAUGAAAAUCACAUUGAUCUUCCAGUGAACAUCACCUCAGAUCUAUUAAAUGCGUUGAAAAAUCUCGUUCAGUUUUAUUUUGUGGAGAAUGUCUACCAUGAACAAAGACGUUAUGGGAGAUGCGACGUAUUUGGAAAAUUGGAUUCAGACCAAUCGAAAGCCUCAAGUCGUCUUUGGAUUAAAGGAAAAUUGAACGAAAAAGGGAAAACCAGUUAUCCAAAGUUAAAAUUGGGUAUCCCUUCUGAAUUACAUGAGGCUAAUUGGUCACUGAAAGUAUAUGUUAUUACGGAAAAAAGUAAAAUCACCGCCAUGCAUUAUUUAAAUUUGGAAAAAAGAAUCUUGCAAUCGUCAACUGAUCGAUCGGCUCCAUUAGUCAAUCCAGUCAAAAUCAGAAUAACACCAAAGGAUGUGUUAGAUGGAAUUCAUAAUUUACAAGUGUGUGUUAUUAAUGAGGGAAAAUUAAGUGUUGCAGAAACUCUUCCUCUACAGUCGGUUUACAAUCCUAAAACAGAAGAAUUUUGGUUAUGGCACAAUUCUAACGUUGCAAAUAAUUCGAUAACUGCUAACAAGCAAAAGAUCGAUUUAAAGAAUUUCCAUUUGGCCUGUGUGCUGUGUGUCAACGGUUUACCACUGAGAUGUUGCAUUUCGGAUCAUAUGUCUCAAUAUGAUAGCGGUACGAAAAAGGGAUGCAAACGAAAAAUGAAAGAAUCACCAUCAGUAAUAAAAGAAAAAGGUCGUGUAAUAGAAAAACAGCGUGAAGACGAAAUGAUGGUUGAUUAA